AAGCGAGAACUCUCGUGAUUCACUUUAGUUGAGUGUUAAGUGAUAGAGACCGACUGAGAGCUUUAUAGUCAGCGGGCCUAUAUAUUGAAGCAGAGAAUGCAAAAGCAGAACAGGCAGAGAAAGACAGUGGUGUGACGUAAACGACUGACUACCUUUCCAAACAAAUAUCAAAAUCAGCUGUGUGGCAGUCUUUGUUCGUGUUCGUUUUGGCAGCUGAAAGAGUCUCUCCUUUGUGGCGUCAAUUGAGCAGCGUUCGCGGAGCGCAGUUCUCACGUGUCAAACAUUUAAAACGCACGCUGCGGCCUUCGGAGCAGGAAGAAAGCAGGGCUAGAGAUUUUUUCUGCCUGCGACCGUGGCUGCGUCAGCGUAAUUCAGCCCCAACUCUAGUCCCCCAAAGCCAUCCUCGGGAUAAUAAUCGUGUGAAAAACGGGGCGAUACGCGCAUAAGCCUGGCCUCGAGCGGCGAGUCGGACGACGGUGGACUCGCUCCGCCACCGCGCAAAAGGUCCCGUAGUUCUAUCCCGACUACUCCACGGCCAGCGGACGAGCACCACACCAACGCAGACAUGGAGAACUAUCGAGUGAUGCAGCAAACCUCUAAUGGUGGACCUGUUUCUUCCAGUCCUCAGCAAAAUGGUGGGACAUCAGAUUCUGGUGGACCUCAGACAAAUGGCAAUAUAUCUACAGAAACGGACAACGAUGUAAAUGGGCUCAACGGUGAAGCGAGCCCUUCCUUAGGACUACCGAAAGUCAUGGACAAAACAAACCAAGACAUUGUGCGUCUUAUUGGGCAACAUUUAAAAACAGUUGGUCUUGACCGAACCGCGGAUUUGCUAAUGCAAGAAUCAGGUUGUCGUUUGGAUCAUCCAGCAGCCGCGAAAUUUCGGCAACAUGUUAUGGAUGGAGAUUGGAAUAAGGCCGAUCAUGAUCUCAACGAACUUAAGUCUUUUUUGAAUGGUGCUAGCCAAAGUCUAGUCGAAAUGAAGUUUUUGCUGUUGGAACAAAAGUAUCUGGAAUACCUUGAAGAGGGUCUGGUAUUAGAAGCAUUACAAGUUCUUAGAAAUGAACUAACACCUUUAGGGCAUAAUACUGGUCGCGUUCAUCAGCUAUCAGCUUUCAUGAUGUGCAGUGAUCGCGAUGAACUACAGACACGAGCGGGAUGGGACGGCAAAGGUUCAGCUUCAAGGGCUGCUUUGAUGGAUAGGUUACAAAGGUAUCUUCCUCCUUCAAUUAUGCUACCUCCUCGUCGCCUUCAUUCUCUUCUCUGUCAAGCUGUAGAAAUGCAAAAUCAACAGUGUACAUACCACGUCACACAUUGUCAGUCGGGUUUAGAAAGUGCAUCGUUGUUAGUGGACCAUAGUUGCAGCAAAGAAGAAUUUCCUUGUCAUACCACACAAAUUCUUAACGACCAUUGUGAUGAAGUAUGGUACUGUAAAUUUUCACCUGAUGGUCUUAAACUGGCGACGGGCUCCAAGGACAUGACAGUUAUUAUUUGGGACGUUGAUCCAGAAACUUUAAAGGUGACGCACAGAAAAACGUUAGAAGGUCAUACAUAUGGAGUAGCGUUAAUAGCUUGGAGCCCAGACAGUAGUCAUCUUAUAGCUUGCGGACCCGAGGAUUGUCCAGAGUUGUGGCUUUGGAGUAUUGACACUCCAGACUGUGAUCUUCGAGUAAAAUUAACGCAAAGCACCGAAGAUUCCCUUACAGCCUGCGCUUGGCAUCGUGAUUCCAAUAAGUUUGUUACAGGAGGAAUGCGCGGUCAAUUUUAUCACUGCGAUAUGGAUGGAAACGUCUUGGAUUCAUGGGAAGGAGUACGAGUUAAAGGUCUGUGGUGUAGAAGUGACGGUAAAACUGUUCUUGCUGCUGAUUCCCACCAUCGCAUUAGAGCCUAUAAUUUUGAUGAAUUGUGCGAUUUUACGAUAUUGCAAGAAGACCAUCCUGUGAUGUCUUUUAGUGUUAACAAGGCCGAUCGACAAGCUCUACUUAAUGUAGCUAAUCAAGGAGUGCACCUUUGGGAUUUACAGGACAGAUGCUUAAUUAGACGUUUUCGGGGAGUAACUCAAGGUCACUUUACUAUUCACAGUUGCUUUGGAGGCGUCAAUCAGGAUUUUAUCGCAUCUGGAAGUGAAGAUAAUAAAGUGUACGUGUGGCACAUAAGACGAGAAUCUCCAAUUGCUACACUUACAGGACAUAGCAGAACUGUAAAUUGUGUCUCUUGGAAUCCAGUCUAUCAUCAAAUGAUGGCGUCAGUAUCUGACGAUUGCACAGUGCGGAUAUGGGGUCCACGAUCUGCUUCACCAGAGAGAACAGAUAAUGCUGUACCAGAGAGCAAUUCAUCAAAUGGUAGUGGAUGGAAUGAGAUGGUGUCGUAGCAAACUUGUGUUAAUCCAUCCGCCCACAACUCCAUGGUGUUCAAAAGGCUGUCGUGUUGACUGUUGCGCUGACUUUCUUCUGACAUCGCUUAAGAACAGUUCGCAUUACGUGAGUUACCAGCUUCGAAUUAUCGAGCACCGUCUGUGGCAAAAGUUUGUUUUUUCAACAAACGAAUUAUCAAGCGGAAUUGUGUAAUAAGAGUAUAUCUGAGUGGGUCUUUUUUCUGUACACCAAAUUUGUGAAUUAUUAGUUUAAAAAAGGAAAAGAGAUUUUUUGAGAAAGCCAUAGAAGGUGGUAACAAAAGAAGACGAAACCACGACGAAGAACGAUUUUGCGAAGACUUUCACAACAGCGAUAUUUUUAAAAAACUAUUUACCGGUGGUAUUUAGUUUCACAAGAACGAAUGCAGUAAGUAGCUUAAAACGAUAUAGAAUCCAAACAUCGAUCAUUUGAAGUUGACAAAUCUAACAAAGUUCUUGAAGGGAAAAAAGGAAAAUUAAAGUAAAGAGAAAGUAAUUUUCUCCUCAACAAAUUCCUAGCAAUCUUAAAAGUUUUCGAGAGUUUAAAGAAAGUUGAAUAGAGUGUCGACGUAUCUUUAGCCAUGAAUAUCGAAUGCCGUUAACUGAACAAGAAUUACAUUCAAUAUCGUCAAUAGUUAUUAUUUGCUCAUAAACUGUAAAAAUGAGGAGAAAGAAUCAAGAUUCGCAGGGAUUGCGCUUGCGCAUUCCUCAUGGUAAAUAUUAAUUAUCGUGAUAGUCAAGGAACAUUAAUAUUUAAAAAAUGGGCAACCUUUAACGAUUUCUAGCUCGAAAAAGAUAACGCGAAGACUCUAAAGAAAAUUUUAUUUAUAUUUAAUUAAUCGAGUGAUUUCAUAGUGUAGACACACGUUAACAUUGGAUAGGCUAAAAAUCGUUAGCUUUAUCUUAUUAACUGCCAAUUUUCUUUUUUCUUUGACGUAUUAUUAAAAGCUGUUCUCUCUCAUGUACAAAUCAUUGACUGAUUUGUAUUUAUUCAUUUACGUCGAAAAUGAAACGGAAAGAAAAUAUCACAGCGCAGCUUAUCAAAUAAGUCCUUCUAAAUAAAUUUCAAAGUUUAUGGUUUAAUUUGGAAUUAUAAAAAAAUAAAUACCUGCUAAGAAAAACAAUAUUUAUAUUUUUCGAAUUCUUUCCUAUCGUUCCAUGGAAUUUCAAUUGAAUUUACUUAUUUCAGAUAUAUUUUUUUUCUAUUAAUGAUAUUUAUUUUCGAAUCGUGACAGAUGGGCAGUUAAUGGGACGAAUAUUAAGCUCAUGAGAUAAUCAUAUGUAAAAGGCUUGUAAUGCGCCGAGAGCAGUAAAAUAUAUAUGUACAGAAGACUUUUCAAUAAACUAUAUAUGAAAUACA
Leptopilina boulardi is the source of this 3752-nucleotide messenger RNA. RefSeq names its product WD repeat-containing protein 26. Lineage: Eukaryota; Metazoa; Arthropoda; Insecta; Hymenoptera; Figitidae. Gene Ontology annotation, cellular component: GID complex. The coding region runs from base 566 to 2371 and encodes 601 amino acids. Gene Ontology annotation, biological process: proteasome-mediated ubiquitin-dependent protein catabolic process. The record is from RefSeq and is a predicted model, not a curated record. The transcript is spliced from 11 exons. Gene Ontology annotation, molecular function: protein binding.